AUGAUUAAUAGGAAUCUUUUUGACAUUUCGUUUGUUCUGGCCUAUUGUUUUACAGUCAUUAGAGCAAACACAGUUUCAGACGUUAAUACCCUGCAUACUGACUUACUGAAAGGGUACAACAAAGAUAUAAGACCUCCAAUAGACCAGACCACCACACUAGUAAAUGCAUCAUUUAGCUUAGUCAGCAUCAGAGAUUUUGACGAGGUGAGCGGGAAAUUUGCCGUAACUGGCGUAUUUAUUGGUGUAUGGUUAGACGACAGACUAUCAUGGAAUCCAAUGGACUAUAACAUGACUUUCACGACAACAAUUCCACAAGAUAAAAUAUGGAAACCAACAAUAUUUCUUGCAAAUGUGAUUGAUUCAUUGAAAAGUAUUGGACACGAUUUCGUAUCGAUCCGACUAUAUUACUAUGGAUUAGCAGUAUGGACACCCCCUGAUGUAAUCGAAACGUCCUGUCAGGUGGAUGUAACAUACUUCCCGUACGAUCAACAGACAUGUACACUUCAGUUUGUAUCAUACGGUUCUCUGGCUACAGAGGUUCUUAUGAAUUCUGCAAUGAAUGAAGCAAUUACACCAUAUUACACUGAACAUGGAACGUGGGAUUUGGAAAAAACAGCGACUUCAAGUUAUGCCUUUGAUUCUGGUUCUAUGUUUGAAGUUCAUAUCACAAUUAAUAGAAGACCGCAGUUUUUCUUGGUAAAUUUAAUUUUUCCAGUUAUCUUCUUAACAUUGCUUAACUCAUUCGUUUUUCUGCUUCCUGCAGAAUCAGGGGAGAGGAUAUCAUAUGCUAUUACUGUGUUACUUGCUUUAGCGGUAUUCAUGACAAUGAUUUCUAAUUAUUUGCCAAAAACAUCUCAAACAAUGGCAAGACUUUGCUAUUUUCUAAUUGGAGAUUUGGUUCUUAGUUCCGUUAUAUGCAUUCUAACAAUUUUCCAACUGAGGAUAUUCUACAAAAGCGACCAAAUGUACCCUGUUCCACUUUUUCUGAAAAACAUUGUAACGAUUUUCAAAUACAAAAAAAGGAUUCAUCAUGUUCAUCCAAAAAUAUCAGAAGGCGAUGCACACAACCAUAAAAUGAAUCAGGAAGUUGGCAAACAAUGUGAUUCAAAUAAUCAAGAUGUCACUUGGAGAGAUAUUGCUAAGUUCUUUGACGUUGUCAGUUUGUUUGGAAGUCUGCUAUUUCAGAUUGUUAUGUUAAUUGUAUUUUUCUGUGUUAUUUCGUGAUGGGGUUACUUUUAUGAUAUAAAAAGUAGAUAUGGUAUAAUUGCCAAUGAGACAA
Messenger RNA from Mytilus trossulus (common blue mussel), 1279 nucleotides. Its product is annotated as acetylcholine receptor subunit beta-like 1. Gene Ontology annotation, biological process: signal transduction; chemical synaptic transmission; monoatomic ion transmembrane transport. Gene Ontology annotation, molecular function: excitatory extracellular ligand-gated monoatomic ion channel activity; transmembrane signaling receptor activity; transmitter-gated monoatomic ion channel activity involved in regulation of postsynaptic membrane potential. Bases 1 to 1224 code for a protein of 407 amino acids. Lineage: Eukaryota; Metazoa; Mollusca; Bivalvia; Mytilida; Mytilidae. The transcript is spliced from 2 exons. The record is from RefSeq and is a predicted model, not a curated record. Gene Ontology annotation, cellular component: synapse; plasma membrane; neuron projection.